Molecule: messenger RNA, 2352 nt
Organism: Vigna umbellata (rice bean)
Lineage: Eukaryota; Viridiplantae; Streptophyta; Magnoliopsida; Fabales; Fabaceae
Product: protein PSK SIMULATOR 1-like
Biological process (GO): positive regulation of growth
Source: RefSeq, a predicted model, not a curated record
ACCAAAGCAAUCAUUCACCUCCCUCUUUGGUCCCUCGCUACCCUCUUCAUCACCCUUUUCUAUUUCAAUUCCUUCUUUCCCUCCUCUUUCUGUCUCUUCUCUUUUUCCAAGUUACCCUCCAUCCCUCAUCGAGUGUUUUUUUUUCUUUGGCCACGCACAAACAAUCUCAUUGCACUGUUUGCUUUCUUUCUCCGCCCCACCAACAAUUCCGUUCCCUAAACCGUUGUUCAGCGUCAAAGUUUGCAGCUUUGACAAACUGUUCUUAUUCUUGUUCCCCACAGUGGGUCUUGUCACGCGAUUUGAAUGAAGGGUCUUUGGUGAAAGUGGUACAUAGCUAUGGUCGCCGAAGCUUGGAUUGUGAAGAUGGGUAACCAGGUAAGUGCCAAUCUUAAACAAACUCUUCUUCUUGAACCUUCUGCAAGGAAAAAGCACAACCCCAAAAGGCAAGAUAGUAGCAGUAAAGAAGUAAUUGGUAUUCUUUCUUUUGAAGUAGCAAACGUAAUGUCUAAAGCCAUUCAUCUUCACAGAUCCUUGUCUCAUCCCGAGAUUUUGAAACUCAGGAACGAGAUUUCCAUCUCACCGGGUGUUCAAAGCCUGGUUUCCUCCGAAGAGGGUUAUCUUCUCGAGCUGGCUCGAGCAGAGAAGCUUGAGGAGUUGAACCGUGUUGCCAGUGUGGUUUCUAGGUUGGGAAGGAAGUGUUCUGAGCCUGCCGUGCAAGGUUUUGAACAUGUGUAUGGGGACAUUGUUAACGGGGUUAUAGAUGUGAAGGAAUUGGGGUUCUUAGUUAAGCACAUGGAAGGAAUGGUGAGGAAAAUGGAUAGGUAUGUUAGUGCCACCAGGAGUUUGUACAGUGAAAUGGGGGUCUUGAAUGAUUUGGAGCAAGCAGUAAAGAAGUUUCAGCAUAACCAGCACGAGGAGAGCAGAAGGGCGUUUGAACAGAAACUCACAUGGCAGAGGCAAGAUGUGAGGCAUCUAAAGGAGAUUUCACUUUGGAAUCAGAACUUUGAUAAGGUUGUUGAGUUAUUGGCCAGGACAGUUUGUACCAUUUAUGCUAGAAUCCGCAUAAUCUUUGGUGAUUCUACGUGGAGGAAGAAUACUACUAGUCCCGGGCUUAGUGGAGAUUCACCACCCAUGCGAAGUGAAUGUAAGCUAAUGUCUGGCCAGAUUGGUGCUCCUUUGAGUUCUGAGAAGGUGAAAAGCAAUCAUUGCAAGAGAAAUGGUCAUGGUUAUCGUUUGGGUUCCACUGCAAGAACUACUGUGGGGACAAGGGUAACUGCUAGCAAGCCUCAACUCGAUAUCAGGAGAGGUGAAUUACCAUAUCUUCAACUUGAAGAUUUUGGUUUUCCUUGUGGAACAAGUCCGGGGAAACUUUUCAUGGAUUGUUUAAGUUUAAGCAGCUCGAUUUCGAAAUUUGAUGAUGACAAUGAUGAUUAUGUUGUUGAUAGUGAGGACCAACAUAACAUAUCAAGCUAUCAUAAGGUCAAGGAAAGGGAGCAGUUGUACCAUUCUGGUGAUCUGAAUCACGUUCGUAGUAGCGUCCCUAUCACUGGAGAUCUAAGUUUCUCAACCUUUGGUCCCCACAGUAGAUUGGCACUUUAUGCUCCUCCUUCUACACUUGGAGGCUGUGGUCUAGCAUUGCACUAUGCCAAUGUCAUAACCGUGAUAGAGAAGUUCCUAAAGUAUCCACAUUUAGUUGGUGAUGAAGCUAGGAAUGAUCUAUAUCAGAUGCUACCAUCGAGCUUAAGGUUGUCUCUGAAAGGCAAACUAAAGACCUAUGUGAAGAACUUGGCCAUAUAUGAUGCUCCUCUAGCUCAUGACUGGAAGUUAACUCUAGAUGGGAUACUCAAGUGGCUUGCUCCACUGGCCCAUAAUAUGAUCAGGUGGCAAAGUGAGAGGAACAUUGAGCAACACCAAAUUGUUAGUAGAACAUAUGUGCUGCUAUUCCAGACAUUGUAUUUCGCUGAUAAGGACAAAACAGAGGAAGCUAUGUGCCAACUUCUCAUGGGACUCAAUUACAUAUGUCGUUAUGAGCAACAACAAAACGCCUUGUUGGGUUGUGCAAGUAGUUUUGAUUUUGAAGAUUGCAUGGACUGGCAAUUGUGAUGUGGCGCUUUUCCCAGUUGAAUAGAUUCUGAAUAUUGAAAUCCUCAAUAUGAUGAGCAUUUACAGCACAUAUCAUUUUGAUGCAGUUCACUUGAUGCUUACAGUAUGCUUUCUUUGUUAUGAAUGACACAGACUAAGAUUGAUAUUGAAUUUAUCCAUGUCUUAUUUCUUUGGUUACUGUUGAUGUAUUUGUACAUUUACUUCAAAUCUUGUAUUAAGUAGUUUUUAGUUGUGAUUAUUUAUGAUCAA